This is a messenger RNA of Micropterus salmoides (largemouth bass), 3701 nucleotides long. It is a transcript of the gene tmem130, whose product is annotated as transmembrane protein 130. Bases 757 to 1698 code for a protein of 313 amino acids. The transcript is spliced from 10 exons. Lineage: Eukaryota; Metazoa; Chordata; Actinopteri; Centrarchiformes; Centrarchidae. The record is from RefSeq and is a predicted model, not a curated record.
CAAUCUGGGACAAAGAGCAGAGAUCAAAGGUUAUGGCGAAAAACCGCAAGCACAACAGAUCGCAUCCUGGGUGUAAUUAUAUUUCACACCGUUUUGUAAGUCUCUUACUCACAAACAUUUCAAUUUUAUUUUUUUAUGAAAGGCUUGCUCAGUAAAAAACCUCAUGAGGCUAUUUUUAUGGGAGUGGGUGGAAGGGAAAAAAACAUACAUGAAAACAAGUUCCAGUGUUUGCUUUUGCUCUAAAAAUAUCACCAUGUGAGAACAAUAAAACUUUCAAUCUUUAACUUGACCCCUCACGUAUGCUUUACAACUCCCUCAAAAGAGCGAAGUCCCACACAAAGUCGCAGCUAUUUGUGGCAUGAACCUCAUCACUCUCCCAUCCCUACCCCUCGCCCUCUCUCUCACUAUUGAAAUGCCUCAACAAUCAAGUGCCGUUCACCUCCCCGUCUCUAUUCCCCUGGCACGCCCUCAAUAGAACAAUGUAGGGGCGGGUAUGACUUUUAAAUUAAGAAAAGAACAGAGCAGUCAAGAGGAAAAAGGGGAAACAGGUUCCUUGUUUUCCUUUCUCUCUCUCUCUCUCCCAGCUGAAACUGUGGCACUAAACUACAGAGAAAAAGCACUGAAAAAACUUGCCACGUGUUAGAUGUCCCACGUCACAGACAGGAAUGUGACCCAGGCCAAGCUGGUUGUUGUUCCAGAGCCACAUGAUUGAAACGCAAGGUCCUCCCAUCAGCUCCUGUGAGAAGACCAGCAGAUAUGGACAGAAAUGUGAUUAGGAUCUUGAUGCCCCUACUUCUGGUCGCCCUGGGUGUAGCAGAGACCACAGACCCUUUGACAGAUUUGGAAAAUAUUGCUGGGAAGUUGGUUUUCUAUCAGAUGGAGGGAAAUGCCACCUAUGUGAGGGACACAGGAGAACUGGCUUCAGAUGUUCCCACUGAGACCAUGUUUGAACUCUUCGACCCACAAAAGAAUUUCAGCCAGGCAAAGUUCACUUAUACUUGGGACUUAGGGAACGGAGAGGUGAUCCAAGGGACUGAGCCGGUUGUCCGCUAUCAUUACUCAGAAUCAGGGAACUACACACUGCGACUGAAAGUGGGAGUGAAUGUGACCAAAUAUACACCUCUACUCACUGACGUCUACUCCAUGGAUGUCAAAGUGCUAGAUGCCAUUAAAAACAUCGAGCUGAAGGGGCCGUCAGAUUAUGAGGUGUCUCAGAACACCACUUUGGCUUUUCACGUCGAUGGAAGUCCUCCCAUGUGGGUGUGCUGGCGUUUCCUGCCCAACUGUGUGCAGGACAUGACAGGGGGCUGCACACUGACCAUGCUGCAAGAAAACACUCUGCAACUGAACCUCACCUUCACCUCAGCUGGCGUCCACUGCUUGGACAUCAGCGUUCGCAAUGACAUCAGCAAGCUGCAGAGCUCCUUCAGCCUCUACGUCAAGAGAAGCAAUAACACCCACAUGUUCUUCAUCCUGUCAUGUGCAGCCGUUCUCGUAGCAACCUUCACAUUCAUCAUAGUCUUCGCCUGCCGCCCUCGCCAUCACAACAGAUCACAGAUUGCUGCUUCCAGUAACACUGUAUUCCUGAAGAACCAAGACCCUGAAGGUCAAGGCAUGAUUCUUUUUAACUUCACCAACAUGGAGAGAGGAGAGAAAGAGCCUCUCCUUUUGCAGUAUGAGACUCAGUACUUCUCUUAAGCAUCUGUGUUCCAGCAUACUGUGGCUACAUGUACAGCUAGGCAGAAGAAAAAGCACAAUUAUGGUGUUAUAGAAGUAAUAACAAUGUCAUCUUGCAUACCCCUAUGUAUGUAGCUAAAUCUGUGAAUGAUCAAGUUGAAAAAGCAGCAGUGCCUGUAUUUAUUUAGGACUAUGGUCUUAGCUGUGUUAAUUAACGCUUUAGUCACUAAUGUUCAGUAAGCUAGUAAGUCAAGUGCCUUCUGGAUUUUCCAUCAACUAGAUAAUGAUGAUCACUUAAUGGGUCACAGAGCUCAGGCUGACAUUCAGAUGAACUCAUAAUAAAUUAAUACAAGGGCAGGUCAUGUUUAAACAAUGAGAGUUCUAUUGAGCAUGCUGUGAAUGGGAUGAGACUACUCAUUUAUUUGUGUUUUUAUCACAUUGAUUGACAAAUGUGAACCUUGCUUUGCUCUGAUUUCCCCCCAAAAAAAGAAUAAAACACGUCAUUUAAAUAAACCUUUUUCUUGCAGUGCUAAAUUUAAUUUAAGCAAUUAGUAUACAAAUAUAUCAACAUAGUUUACAAUUAUUUUACCAACCGAUGAUGAUAUAAAUGUUACAAAUCAUACAAUAUGAGCAAUGUCAGAUGUUAAUCAACCUGCUAAUUUGAAAAGGUACCGCCAAUUAAAUUCCACAAAGACAGAGCAAAAUGUUUUUACUAAAAUGUAAUACUUAUUUUUUUGUUUUCCAAGAUUUCUUUGGAGCUGUUUCACCCACUAUUUAUUUAUUUAAUUAUUUGCAGCUGUGGGACUCUCCUCCCUUUCCUUUGUGCAUUGUGUUGUGGGAGAAUAGUGUACAUUAACAGACAAAUCGAAGGUAUUUCAUACGCACAUUUUCUGCUUUGAAGAGACUUUAAUUUGCCACUUUUCCAGGGUGAACCCACCACAUACUGGUCCUGCUUAGAAUCACUAUGUAUUAUGGAUUUGGUACAUGAUGUGAGAGCCUACAGCCAUGUAAGCAGCUCUGUGAAGCUGUAUUUGGGCACAGCAGUGAGAGAUAAAUGCUAAUAUCACAAUGCUAACAUGCUGAAUAUUUAGCAAGUGUAAUUUUUACCACAUUGACUGUGUUAAUUUACCACAGAAGCAUGGUAACAUUUGCUAAUCAGCACAGUAGCAUGCUAACAUUUGCUAAUUGGCACUAAACACAAAGUACAGUAAAGAGUGAGUUUGUAGGUAUUUAUAAAACUCAUGGUGGCCCUUGAAUCUUUUCCAACUGCAGAUUAUCUUUAUGCCAUUUAUGGUGUUUAAUGACAGCUUGUCCUCUGUUAGAGGUGUCACAACAUUAUUAAUUGUGUGUCUCCUGAUGAAUGCCAGCUGUCUGAGGCACUGUGGGGUGCUGCAGGUGCUAAAAAGAAUACUUCCUUCAGAAGCUCAACCUUGAAAAAGUUGCAAACUUUCUUGUCUGUCUGCUGUUUGGUGCAGAGCAGGUAGUGUACAAUGAGUUUUAGGGCUCUUUUGCAGAAAAUAGCUACCUGAAACGGCCAAACAUAUAGUGUGUGGACGUGGACCAAAACAGUAAAGUUGCUGGGCAGAAAACCAAAUUAAUUAAAUAAAAAGGGCAGUAAAUGUUAAAAUGUGGAGCUGAGAGGAGCUGCAGAGUUUGGUGGUAAUUCUCUAUGAGCAACCCCUUCCACAUUACGAGUAAGUUAUUAUUGACCAAAGUGGAGUUGGACCGAUAUUGCCACCCCUAGAACCACCCCUUCGCCAAACACACCUUUUCAAAAUGAAGAAAAUUGCACCCUACUGUUGUAAACACUGACUCUGUCAUACAGUUUUUGUGUUUGCGUGCUGUUUUAGGUUCAAGGUAAUUUGCUUGUUAGUCUUCAUUAUAACUCUUCUUUAUGUUUCAUGUGUCAUUUUUGAUAGAUCAACUAACCAACCAACUAUUUACCAACCAACCUGGGUUUUAUCUUUUUAUCCAGCUUUCUAAAAUCAGACCUAAAACACAAGCUAAUAAAGUAUGAACAGAAA